Molecule: messenger RNA, 551 nt
Organism: Nematostella vectensis (starlet sea anemone)
Lineage: Eukaryota; Metazoa; Cnidaria; Anthozoa; Actiniaria; Edwardsiidae
Exons: 2
Coding region: 16-354 (112 amino acids)
Source: RefSeq, a predicted model, not a curated record
AUAACACAAUACUAGAUGCCCCAAGCAGUGCGACCACCAGCAGAAACUCCUGUAUUACCAUAUUACCUUGAACUCCACUUGAAGCUUAACACAGGUGUCAACAGGCACAUUACCAAGAUGAUUCUACCAAUACUCAACGUGGAUAUUUCAUGGCUUGUGCAGAUCGUCGUAUUUUUGGGCUAUCUAGGGAUGCUUUACGCUCUAGUCUUGGAGUUACUUAACGAUAAACCAUUCCGACCAGUCAAAGGCAAAGCACAACCUUCCCCGAGAAGGCAAACGGCGCAGAGGCCAAGUAGGCAAAAGGAUGCCAAGCAAAGGAAGGAGAUGCAAGAGAGGGAAUCUCGCCUUAUCUAGCCUUGGGACCAAGUCAUUAAGUGUCAGUUCAUCAAAUAAAAAACUCUCUACCAUACAUCUAGAAUGCAAUACAAAGAUGUAGGAAUGUACAAGCUAUAAAUUAAACUGAAAUACAAUGCAAGUAGUUUCUGGACAUACAGUUUCAUGUUCGUGUCAAAGUCAACGGCAUGUUCAUCCAAUAAAGAAAUGCAAUUUAA